This is a messenger RNA of Grosmannia clavigera kw1407, 1581 nucleotides long. RefSeq names its product f-box domain containing protein. Gene Ontology annotation, molecular function: protein binding. Lineage: Eukaryota; Fungi; Ascomycota; Sordariomycetes; Ophiostomatales; Ophiostomataceae. The transcript is spliced from 2 exons. The record is from RefSeq and is a predicted model, not a curated record. The coding region runs from base 1 to 1581 and encodes 526 amino acids.
AUGGCUCCCGCGACAUUCAACGUCUUGCCCGUCGAGCUGGUCGAGUCUAUCAUAUCGUUUGUGGACCUCCCGGACAUCUGCUCGCUUCGUCUGGCGAGCCGCGCAUUCAAUGACAGGACCUCUCACGGCCGCUUCAAGGCCUUUUGUCAGCGCAGGGAAAUCCUUCUCACCAUGCCGGCUCUCGAGAAUCUCGUACGUAUCACGAGCCAUGACCGCUACGGCCGCCGCGUGGCAUGUCUCCUGCAAGACUGCACCUUGACUGGCCUCUUGGAGGAGAGUCAGGUCAAGCUUGUGGACAGGGGUGGCCACCUGAGGGCGCCACCGCCGCAGCUAGUGGCAGGUGAAGACGCAGAUAUGACGGCACGGCAGACAGAGCUCCUCACAGAGGUAUUCCGCAACAUUAAGAAGGCGAGACGUAACGACGACAAAAACGGCCACAACGGCAUAUCAUUACUGAGCUUGCGGGUUGCCGUUCGCCAGGAGGACGGCGUGCUGCGUGGCGCAGAAAGCAUUACCAUGAACUUUCUACCUCUCUGGGACAUGGCUCAGCGGACGUUUCGCAUCGCGAUAGAUGCGCUGCUGGCCUCGAAUCUGGGCGUCAGCACGCGUCUGGACGUCUUCCACUCCCAGCAGCGAUGCAGCUUCUCCAGCCGUGUUUUUGUCGACAUCCUGCAAGACAGGAUGGCGGAAACAUCACUCGCAUCGUUGACAUCCGUAUUCUCGACAUUGCAGCACCUGGAUAUAAGCCUGUCGGGGCCCCAUCGUGCCUCAGGGCGGCGGAUUACAAGCGAAGGCACCGCUACACAAUUGACGGUCAUCGAACAGCAAGCUGUCUACUUUAUGGAAGUCUUGCACACGAUCCUAGAUCUGAUGGCUACCGGUGCCCUACCAACGAUAAAAAAACUUGACAUUCAUUGGUUCAAAGUACAUCCGUACCAGCCAGAUACCGAGGAAGAGGAAGAGAGGGAGGGGGAAUCUUCCGUCACACUCCCUGAGCCAUCCCCACUACCGCCACUAUCCUCUACACUUGAGAAGCUGUCCACCACAUCAAUACGCCUCGACUCUUUUGCCCUCAGCGGCGUAAAAUUUACCACCGCUGAUAGUCUGCUACAGGUCCUCCAGGCGCUGCAGCCCAGCCAUGUCACGCUGUAUGAGAUCGUGCUGCCCAGCGGCGCGUACGAUGCGGUGUUUGCCUACCUCGCAGAUCCGGCCAGCCCCGUCACAUCCUACCACCUGGACGACUUGAAUGAUGUCAACAACGGCAAGUUGCGCUAUAUGUAUCUCUUCGGCCCGGCCAAGCCAAAGUACCCGGGCUGGCCGCGUCCUAGGACGCUGACCCGUGGUACGGACGAGGCCAAAACUGCCAUCUGCUACGAAAUGAGACCGACCCGGAUUCUGGGCUCGGGUGAGGCCAUGAACUGGAGAGCUGCAAGAGCCAGAAAGUUCGGCUUUCUUACUGCCUCUACGGCGCUGGCCGCUAAGACACUGUUCAGCUCAAGCGGGAGUCGUGUUCCGGCGGCGCAGCUUGCCAGACCUUUCUCGAUAUCUACGGAGUACAUAGUAGCUCGUUCUGGGCACUAA